Messenger RNA from Topomyia yanbarensis, 2101 nucleotides. Its product is annotated as hyaluronidase A-like. The transcript is spliced from 7 exons. The record is from RefSeq and is a predicted model, not a curated record. The coding region runs from base 774 to 1925 and encodes 383 amino acids. Lineage: Eukaryota; Metazoa; Arthropoda; Insecta; Diptera; Culicidae. Gene Ontology annotation, biological process: hyaluronan catabolic process; defense response; carbohydrate metabolic process. Gene Ontology annotation, molecular function: hyalurononglucosaminidase activity.
AUUGCGCGCGCGUACAGCUGCGCUGCUCGAUUGCGCGGGAAAGAUUCAAUCAGCCAGCAGCUGCUGGCUCGGACGGAGAAUUAUUAAAAAUUCGAUUCUUUGAUGAUAGUGCGUCCCCAGCAGCCAAGCGCCCAGAAGAUGCCCUGCCGGUGAUGACUGUGAUCGUUGUUCGACGCUGUCGAAGUCGUCACACAGCGAUGCUCGUACUGUUGGUGGUCGUCGGCUCGCGAUCGCCGCGGUUCGUACACAAAAGGGGAGAGAGAGAGGACGAACUCCGUUCUACUAAUGGAUUUUAAAUAUGUUUCCCGCGCUGGCAAGUGGCUGCUGCGGUUGACACAGUUCAAAUUUGCAGCAACGCUCGACAGCAGUAGCAGUAGGUUCCAAUGAAGAUUCGGUUGGUGAUUUGUGUUGUCGGGAAGACACGGUCAGAUUCGCGCAUCCGGCGGCGACCGAUGAGGUUCGAAUUCAGUGUACCACCGGUCCGGUCAGUGACACAGAGGCAGUAAUUUAUCACAAUUCAAAUAUUGAUCGUCUGGGGUGGGAAGCUGUUGCGUAACGCAUGUGGCCACUUGGAGAGGGUUCUUGAGUGUGUGUAAUUGAAGUGUUUGACUAGGAGUUGCCGUGACCGUGUGAAACAGUUAGUGAUGUGUGCACAGAGUAAUUAAAAGGCAGGGCUUUCUUGUCGAAGGGCAAAUUUAAGUGAGAAUAAAGUGAGCGAUCAUUAAUCUAAAUCAAAGUGUAGUGCGCCAAUAACGUCGCCCAUAAAUCCCAGAAUGCAGUCCGGUUUGAGAACAGCUGUUGGCAGAUGUGGGAAAAUGUUCACUAAGUGCAGAGGCACGAUUCUGUCGGCACUGGCGGUCGUGUGUAUCAACUUUACAGGAUCCAGAGCUUUCGACGUGUACUGGAACAUUCCCACCUUUAUGUGCAACCAGUAUCAGAUGGAUUUCUCCGGUGUUGGGUUGGCCUACGGUGUACGCCAGAACAGCAACGAUUCCUUUCGCGGCAGCGUGAUCUCCAUCCUGUACGAUCCGGGAAAGUUCCCAGCUCUGCUGGAAAGAAGCUCCAACCGGGCGCUGUAUAAGCGAAACGGUGGUGUCCCCCAGGAAGGUAACCUAACCGAACACUUGGAAAUAUUCCGAGCCCACAUCAGCGAGCUGGUGACAGAUCCACAAUUUUCCGGUGUCGGCUGCAUCGAUUUCGAGUCCUGGCGGCCGAUUUUCAGACAGAACUUUGGUUCACUGCAACCUUACAAAGAUCUGUCGAUGAAAAUUGAAAGAGAUAGGCAUCCCACGUGGCCGGAAAAAUGGUUGGAAGCCGAGGCCACCAAACGGUUCGAAUCAACAGGCCAGGACUUCAUGGCCCGCUCAUUGGUACUGGCAAAGCAGCUACGACCUCAUGCAGCCUGGGGCUAUUACGCUUUUCCGUAUUGUUUCAACAUGAACGGAGCUUCCAGUAACCAGCAGCGGGAGGACUGCACAGUGGAAGUGCAACGGGAAAACGACCGCAUCCAGUGGCUGUUUGAUGGUUCGGACAUAAUCUUCCCGUCGGUGUACCUGCGGGAAAAACUUAGCCCCGGCGACCGCCAGAAGCUGGUGCGGGGUAGAGUGAAAGAAGCAGUGCGUGUUGCUCGGAGGGCGAACGUUCAGCCCAAACCCCGGGUGCUCACAUAUAUUCGGUACGUCUACACCGAUAGCAACAACUACUUGACGGAGUCGGACUGGAUUAAUGCUUUGAACGCCAUGAAACAGUUCGGAUCCGAUGGAGUGAUUCUAUGGGGAAGCUCGUAUGAUCUCAACUCUAGGAAAAAAUGCAACGACUUCAAGAGCUACUUGGAUGGCACCUUGGGUCCGAUUCUACAAUCUCUGCAGCAGCGUUACUUUGUCGAAGGUCUGAAAAUCAAUGAUGAUCCGUUCGUGUUGUUUUGACACAAUGAAGCGAAAACAAAUUGACCAACCAUGGCAGUAUUUCGAACAUCAACAAUUGUCACUUUUUUGUGACCCACCAUUCCAAUCACCAAAUCUAGUUUUUAGAGCUUUUUAAGACAAGUUUUUAACUAUAUUUAUUAGCGGCGAGAGUUUUGAAAAUACAAUUUUGAAACGAA